UGGAGCCUGCACUGAGGAAUUAUCUGCUGUCAGGACCCGUGCCUGCACCAGGGCGAUAGGGAGAGACGGAGCCAAGGAGCCAGGCUCAGGCCACCGCAAGGUGAGGGUGCCGCUGUGCCGGAGAGGAGGAGACUCGCAACUCGCCGAUGGCGUCCUCCGCCAUGCAGAUCCUCGCCUUUGCCCUGGCGCUGCUGGGCGUCCUGGGCGCCACUGUGGCCACGCUGCUACCCAACUGGAAGGUGAGUGCCGACGUGGGCUCCAACAUCAUGACUGCCAUCUCCCAGAUGCAGGGGCUGUGGAUGGACUGCACCUGGUACAGCACCGGCGUGUUCAGCUGCACCUUGAAGUACUCCGUGCUGUCGCUGCCCGCCUACCUGCAGACCGCCCGGACGACAAUGGUUCUGUCGUGCAUGAUGGCUUGCCUUGGCCUCUGUCUCGCUGCCCUGGGGCUCAAAUGUACCCGCUGGGGGGGCAGUCACCGGGCAAAGGGACACGCGGCCAUCGGGGCGGGGGGUUGCUUCAUAUUGGCUGGCAUCCUUUGCUUGGUGCCCGCUUCCUGGUUCACCAAUGAGGUAAUCACUACCUUCCUGGACUCCAACGUACCCGAGAGCAGUAAAUACGAACCUGGGGGGGCCGUGUACGUGACCUUUGUCUCUGCCGGCCUACUGCUGGCCGGUGGGGUCAUCUUUUGUUUGUCGUGUCCCGGGAAAAGAGAGGGGCAGUUGGAUUAUACGUCGACAUCCACCUCUACCACAUUUCCUGACAAACUACUGCAGCAGCAGAUAAACCAGGAGCAAAUACAGCGCGACCAGCUCCAGCGUGACCUGAUACUGCGGGAGCAACUGCAACGGGGGCAGAAGGACUUUGAACAGCAGACGUCUCCUAAUGAGCAGUCAAGCCGCGAGCAGCUUCAAUGGGGUGACAAAGGGCCCCAGGAUGAGGCCCACGAAGCUGACAAAAUCCAGCAGGAGGAGCCUCUACAGGAGAAGCCUCUACAUGAAGACAAGGGAACGCAACAGUUCUACUCUCCAUCCAGAGUCCCUCCAAAAGACGCCCGGGCUGGCUACAGCCUGCAGGACUAUGUUUAAUAUGUUUUAUCCCUAAACCCUGCUAUUGUUAGUGGGGUGGAGGGAGAAUCCUGUGGCCAAUCUACUGGCUGCCUUUGUGAGAGGGAGAGAGUGGAAGAGAGAAAAAAAGGGUGAGGAAGGAGGAAGGUAAUGACUUUGACAGCCUUAUCGCCUCCUCUCAUCUCCUCUCUCUUGCUACUGCAAGCGCAAGCAGUAAAGGUAUUCCCAAAGUCUUGGAGAAAGGCAGCUUGUGGAUCCAGAAUCCUGGGGUAAAUGCCUCCUUGACUGCUGCUGUGGUGGGCGGAAAGACACAAGGGUAGGGUAAGGGUAGGGUAGAGGAGAGGUGUCAUAAAAAUGCACAAGCGCAGCACAAGUAUUGUAUAUCCUGUGACAAGUUCCUUUAGAAACGGACGCGGAGGCUUUUCCAUACCAAAGGGUUUCAAUGGGAAAACAUUGCUGAUGAUAAUUAGCUGCUAAUAAUAUGACAUCAUUACUUUUGCAUAGUAAGUUACCCACUGGGCACACACUGGUUGAAUAAACAUUGUUUCCAUGUCAUUUCAAUGAAAUUACGUUGAACCAACUUGGAAUAGACGUUUAAUUGAGUAGCGUCGAUGUGUCUGAAAAGCGAAGGUGUUCUUUGCAAGCUUGCAUCUCUUAGACCCCAUUUGCCUUGUGAGAUUAAAAUAAUCAUACUCAAUCCUAUUUUCAAAAGACAAACAGACUGAUUGAUAUUCAGCCUUCUUAGCAUGCUUGUUAAAUAAUGCAGCUCGUUAAAUGAUCUGUAGCUUGUUAAAUAAUGCAGUGGAAUGGAGAGUAGUUACCAAAACGAAGCUACCAAAGCAUGUGCCUAAAAUGUGUUUGUAGAACUUCAACUGUUUGUAAAGGAGAAUUACAGAAGACUAAAUAAAUGAAAAGGGAGUUCAGAUUCCCACCAAUACCACACACACACAUCCAGUCCAUCUUGGAGGAGCAUAAGGUACAUGGCACCAGGGCAGACUUAGUGAUUUGGAGGCCCCAGGCAGAGGCCAGUCUGAGCCCCUCUCCAGUAAUUUUAACUGUAAA
Molecule: messenger RNA, 2129 nt
Organism: Oncorhynchus nerka (sockeye salmon)
Lineage: Eukaryota; Metazoa; Chordata; Actinopteri; Salmoniformes; Salmonidae
Product: claudin-20-like
Exons: 1
Coding region: 147-1088 (313 amino acids)
Biological process (GO): cell adhesion; bicellular tight junction assembly
Cellular component (GO): plasma membrane; bicellular tight junction
Molecular function (GO): structural molecule activity
Source: RefSeq, a predicted model, not a curated record